AUGAUUAAUUUGAGAAUAGAAGGAAAAAUGUUUAAAGGCCUAGUAGACACUGGGGCAGAUGUCAGCGUUAUCUGCAAAGAAUUCUGGCCUCCUAGUUGGUCCAUGGUAGAAGCUAUGGACUCAAUUAGAGGGGUGGGAGUUCCUGAUAACACACAACGUAGUGCUGCAGUCUUAAAAUGGCAAGAUGAGGAAGGACAGACAGGAUGGUUUCAGCCCUACAUUGUCUCUGGAAUUGCAGUCAAUUUAUGGGGCCGGGAUGUCUUAGAAGGUUUACAAGCUUGUAUUAUUACCGGCAAAGGUCGGCAGCUUGUAACUCAGAUGGGACAUCAGAGUGAUCAAGGUGUAAAAAACCCAGGAAGGCGAGGAUAUCAGCCUUUUUGA
Messenger RNA from Myotis daubentonii (Daubenton's bat), 381 nucleotides. Its product is annotated as endogenous retrovirus group K member 25 Pro protein-like. Bases 1 to 381 code for a protein of 126 amino acids. The transcript has a single exon. The record is from RefSeq and is a predicted model, not a curated record. Lineage: Eukaryota; Metazoa; Chordata; Mammalia; Chiroptera; Vespertilionidae.